Symsagittifera roscoffensis is the source of this 4204-nucleotide messenger RNA. Its product is annotated as fibrillin-1-like. Bases 173 to 3796 code for a protein of 1207 amino acids. Lineage: Eukaryota; Metazoa; Xenacoelomorpha; Acoela; Convolutidae. The transcript has 20 exons. The record is from RefSeq and is a predicted model, not a curated record. Gene Ontology annotation, molecular function: calcium ion binding.
CCUGUUUUUAAUUUAUUUUCCAAUCAGCUGACCGUCGCAAAACAAAACGUUAUCAGAGUCCACAUAAAUUGGCUGACGGUUUAAAUCUGUGGUUUUUUAUUUGAGUCUAGUAUUUGGCCCAUACAUUUAAUUUGGAACCUGUUAAUCAAAAUUGAAACCGAAAUUGUCAAAUAUGAGCGGUUUUUUAUGGUUGCUGUUCGUUUUUGGUCCGCAGGUGAAGGCAAUUUUGAAUGUGGAGGAAUGUGCGUUCGGCGGCCAAGACACGGCGCUAGGAUCACAGAACAACCCGGUGUGUAAUGAUACGACUCCCGGGUGCAACUGGGGCGACUACGACCUGUGUAUUUCUAUCACUGGACAAUGCGUGUGUGUUCUAAAGAGUGGGUACGCCCUGAACUCCACUUCGCACAAGUGCGACAUACAGAUCGACGAAUGCGAGUGCGGAAUUGCGGCCUGUGAACACGAAUGUGUGGACUUGGACCCGAUCGUGAACAACGGCACCCGCUACGAGUGUUUUUGUCCCGAUGGCUACGAAACAUUCAACAUUCACUUCUGUCAAGAUAUCAACGAGUGUGAGCUGCAGAGUGAAUUCUGUGGACCCUUUUCCCAGUGCAAUAACCUAAACGGGUCCUUCCAAUGUAUCUGCAGUGAGGGAUGGGAAGUUAACACUACAAGUGGAAAAUGCAUCGACAUCGACGAGUGUUCGCGAAACACGAGCGAUUGCGAUCACGACUGUUCAAACACAGUCGGAUCCUACGACUGUUCGUGUGACGCGGGUUACCUCCUCUCGGAUUCCGACAACACUUCGUGUCUCGAUGUGGACGAGUGUGCUGUGAACGGAGGUGUCGAUGCUUGUGGUUCAGAAGUCAGUUCUUGUCAGAAUCUCAAUGGAACGUUUCAAUGUUUCUGUCAGGAUGGAUAUCAAGGAGGCGUGCAAAUGGCGUGUGAGGAUUUGAAUGAGUGUGACUCAGUGGACUGUCUGUUCGGAGGAGUCUGUUCCAACACUGUCGGAAGUUUCAACUGCUCCUGCCCCUCCGGGUUCCAAAGUGGGCCCAAUGUUUUAUGCCAGGAUGUGGACGAAUGCAUUACGGAGUCUGGACAACAGUCAAUCUGUGGACCUUCAACUCACUUCGACUCCUGCGUCAACUCCAACGGCUCCUGGUCUUGCGUCUGUUCUGAUGGGUACGAGGGGGGAAAUGAGACUGCAUGUACUAACAUUGACGAAUGCGAGGAGGACCCUGGACGUUGUCUGCACGGAUCCUGCGAAGACUUCAACGGCACUUUCAGAUGCAACUGCAACCCUGGAUAUGUCACCACUGGCCUUGGCCGAGUCUGCCAGGGCAUCAACGAAUGUACUGCAAAUCCCUGUGGAGCCCAAAGUGCCGGAUGCGUAGACUUGACCCCUGGAUACCAGUGCAGCUGCAACCCUGGUUAUUCUGCCGACUUUUUCUCUCCUUGCGCUGAUGUAGACGAGUGUACUAUUAGUGAUUUUUGUGGUUCAGCCGAUCUGGCUGUCAACUGUACUAAUAUGGAGGGAACAUAUGCAUGUCUGUGCCAUGAUGGAUACGAAGGUGGCAUCGGUGAAGUUUGUGAAGAUGUUAACGAAUGCUUGCAACAAGACUUCUGUCAGUUCAAUGGUAACUGUUCUAACCUGAUUGGUUCAUUCAACUGUUCCUGUGACUACCCUGCAUACGUUGGAGGAAUCGGGAGUACCUGCGAGGAUAACGAUGAGUGCCUGGAUCUCGGAGACGAAAUCUGUGGAGCAAAUGAUACAUACACAAGCUGCAGCAACACACACGGGGGAUUCCUAUGUGAGUGUUCCGACGGCUUCCGAAGCAAUGUAUCGGAACCCUGCACCAACGUCGACGAAUGUUCCGAGCAGCAACUUCUGAAUCUUUGCGGUGUCAAUUCAACCAGUUGUGAUGACGUUGUAGGGUCCUAUCAGUGCAAUUGUAUCAAAGGUUUUAACGCGUCGGAAGGAUCUGUAUGCGAAGAUGUUAACGAGUGUUGGAGUAUAUCUUGCGAUGGUCGCGGCGUUUGUAUGAAUACUAUCGGUUUCUUUUACUGCGACUGCUUUUCGGGCUAUAGAUUGGAGACUGAAACUGGUUUUUGCAAUGACGUGAACGAAUGUGAUUUCGUGAACUGUGGUCGUGACGAACGUGCGAGUUGCGUGAACUCAAAUGGCAGCUAUUUUUGUGAUUGCAGCGCUGAAGGAAUUUGGAACGGAGAUGGUUUUCAAUGCCAAUACGAGCGAUCUUUCGAAGCUCAAAUUCUGGUCAAAGAAGUUUGGACAGACGAGCUUCUUAACAAAUCCUCUGAGACAUACCGAUAUUUCACACAAAAUAUCGUGCAACAGAUCACACGUGCAAUCAAUCGAUCCGAAAUGCUGCGAGGAAAACUGGUCUCAGCGUCUGUCAUCGGGAUCUCCAAAACUGAUUUCAUCGUGUAUAUGAACUUCACUUUCACAAACAUAGUUGUAAAUAGAGAUCGAGCCAGGCGAUCAGCAGAUGACUUGAGUAUGCUCAAUGAAACUCAAAUCUUGGACGAAAUCAGAGACAACUUGGACCCGCAAGUGGGCGACAUUGGGCUGGAUGGCGACAGUUUCAAUCUGGCUUCAUUUGCGACUGGAUCUGUGGAAAGCGAAGAGGGCGAUGGCGACACGGAUGAAGUGUAUCUGACGUGUCAUUGGGACGGGAUGGAGGUUUUGGUGCCUAACACUGGCAACCUCAGUGACGUGCGACUGAGUCUGCUAGAUGAUAGUUGUGAGCUGGAAGAAACUUCCGAUGGCCAGUUCUACCACAUUUACUUCCGAUACUUCAACUGCUCCAGUCUCAGAACAUCGAACAAUGACUCAAUCGUCUACACGCAGUACGUGUUGAUGAAUGACAGCGUGGACCCGUUGGAUGACUCAUCGGGACUCAUGUCAAUUGCCCACUCCAGUAUCUAUGCAGUGCUUCGAUGCGAGUACUUCCGAGACUCCCUGCUGAUUAACUCGGUUCUAGCCGACAACGACCCCUUGACAGUGGCGGACUCGGGCAACUUCAAAGUGGAGUUGCUAUUGUACACGGAUGCAAGUUACACACAACAGCAUACGUCAUUCCCGGUCGGCGUGAGUGACAGCGAGACUCUGUUCAUGGCAGCUGCCCUCUCCUCCUCCGACGCCUCCCUCCGAGUAAACUUGGAGUCCUGCUGGAUCUCAAACUCCAACAAUCUCUACACUCCUCAGAGGAACUACAUCAUGCAGGACUACUGUCCUGUGAGUGGUGACUUCGACUACGUGUCUCAAUUCAGACGGGACUGGUUCGUUCCCUUCUCCUACCAGGCACAGGUGAUCAUAUCCCCAGAUGGCAGUACACUGCAGAGUGUGUUCUACAUAUGCCAGUACUCGCUAUGCGACACAUCUCCCGACUCAAACGAAGUCUGCCAAGACGAGUCGAGUUGUCCUGGAUCGUCAAACAGGAACAGACAUCGCCGACAACUGGCAUCGACAGCUUCAAAUCUGAAGAAAGGACUUCUGUCUGUAAGCAUUCACUUCGAAGUUGGGACCGCCCAAGCUGAAAGUGAGGUUGCGGGAGGACAAGUUUAUGACCAGAACAGACCAACGAACGCACAAGACACUGAAUACCACAACACAGAGGGCGACGGAUCUCAACCUGACAAUCCGGCCCUGACCCAAGCGUCCACACCUAUCAUAGCAUGUCUAGCAGGAGUGAUUGUACUUCUAGUUGCCGGCAUAGGGGGUGGUUACUUAUGGAUUCUGCGGACUAAAAAGAAAGCUGCAAAUCCUGCAAUUCAUUGAAUUUUUUUUUGAGUUUAUAUAAACAGCUUUCACUGAGGCUUAAUGAAAAACUGGCGGAUGUUCAACAAACCACCAUAUCUACAACCGCCAUUUCUUGAAGCCGAAAUUACAUCAAAUUUACCUAAAUUACAUCGGAAUUACAUAACAAUUGCUUAACAACAGUGAAAAUCAGCUGUUAUGUUGUAUAAUAUUAUUAAUUUUUGGCUUGUUGGAAUGGUAAUUUUAUUUUCGGUUUGUUGGCUGUUCGGCUUGUUGGCCUACCACCGAGAAGAAAUACCGUCAAAGUGAUAUUUUUUGAUGUUGCUUUUAAAAGGUUUUCAAGAGUGAUCGUAAAAAUAUCUGAUGUAUUUUUGAUUUUGGUUGAGUGUGUUAAUGAAUGUGUGUUGCAAUUAAAAAAUUUCUUAUUGA